Molecule: messenger RNA, 1029 nt
Organism: Cloeon dipterum
Lineage: Eukaryota; Metazoa; Arthropoda; Insecta; Ephemeroptera; Baetidae
Product: putative ankyrin repeat protein RF_0381
Exons: 3
Coding region: 1-1029 (342 amino acids)
Molecular function (GO): protein binding
Source: RefSeq, a predicted model, not a curated record
AUGAUAAAGAAAAAGCUGAGAUUAGUUGAAGAGAACAAAGGUGAGAUACCCGCUCUCCAUUUCGCGGCAAGGGUGUCCGAUGUUGAUGUUUGUCGGCGCCUCGUGGAUCAGGGCGCCGACGUCAACGAAAAAUUCAGCGAUUUUGGCGCUACACCCCUGCACUACGCCGCCAUGAACGCAGCCCACGGAGAAAGUAUAAUAGACUACCUCGUGGAAAAAGGGUUAGCCAUUGAUGAAGAAGAUGCUCAUCCGUGCCAGUUUGGAAAUCUGGAGAUGUGCAAGUGGUUGCUGGAAGAAGUCAAAAUCGACGUCAACCGCUUUGAAGAGACUGAUUGGAAAGAACAUAUUCUUAUUGACGCUGCCGUCAACCGUAAAAAUGAAGCGAAUGGCCACCUCAUAAAUGAGAUCUGUGAAGAUGGAGGGACCAUUCUCCACCUCGCAGCGCAGUUUGGAAGCGUCGAAAUGUGUUGGUGGCUGAUUAAUCAGGGUCAAGACAUCAACAUCUUAAGCAACAAAACUUUUGACAGCUUCCUCCAUUACGCUGCGCUAAACUUCAUCAAUGGAGAAGACAUCAUCAAGGAAUUCGGAAAGAACGUUCUAGGCGGAUACGUGAACCAAAUCAACACAAACUUCUUCACUCCCCUUCAUUUUGCCAUGUUCAACAGAAGACAACACGUUGAGGUUGCAGAGGCUUUGCUUGAACUCGGUGCCGAUUUGAACGUGAAAUGGAAAGGGAACAACCUUCUUCACUUCUGCAUCGUUGCUGGCAAGUUGGAAUGUGCCAAAUUCGUGGACGCGAAAGACAAAAAUCUGAUCAAGAAAAGGGGAGAGGGAGGAAAAACCACUCUGCACAUUGCUGUUGACUACUUUAACGAAGAAAUCUGCGAAUGGCUUGUGGUGAUAAAGGGGGCCAAUCCCAGAGAAUUGUCUGUUGGACAAAAAUCAGUGCUGGAAUUGACAUCCCGUGAGGAGGUCAAGAAGUGUCUUCAAUCGUUGAUUAACAGGCAGGGAAGUGAAAUUGUUUCAUGA